UUUUUCUACGCCGGGCAAGAUGGCGGCGGUAGCGCCGAGAUGGAGCAGCCGCUCAGCCUGAGCAGUUUUUACACAAAAUAGCUUAAAUAUCUUAACUUAAAUCUGAAAAUAGCACAGUAUCGGUUUGGACUGUUCAACUUUCGCUAAGUUUUAACAUUUUCUGUGAACAAUGUUCAAAUCCUAGUGAUCUUUUACUCGAGUCUAGCGAGCAAACGAGGCAGAAAGUAUAAUGGGAGAAAAGCUUGAACUGAAGCUCAAGUCGCCGGUUGGAGCCGAAGCUGCAGGAUAUCCGUGGCCGUUACCGGUAUAUGAUAAACAUCAUGAUGCCGCACAUGAGAUUAUCGAAACCAUACGGUGGGUGUGUGAGGAGAUCCCAGACCUUAAACUGGCCAUGGAGAACUACGUGCUCAUUGACUACGACACGAAAAGUUUUGAGAGUAUGCAGAGACUGUGUGACAAGUACAACAGAGCUAUCGACAGCAUUCACCAGCUGUGGAAAGGUACGACUCAGCCGAUGAAACUGAAUAAACGGCCUUCAAACGGCCUGCUUCGUCACAUCCUGCAGCAGGUCUACAAUCACUCUGUAACUGAUCCAGAGAAGCUGAACAACUAUGAGCCCUUCUCCCCUGAGGUGUACGGAGAGACGUCGUUCGAUCUGGUGGCUCAGAUCAUUGACGAGAUUGAGAUGAUGGAGGAGGACACUUUUGUGGACCUGGGCAGCGGUGUGGGGCAGGUGGUCCUGCAGGUCGCCGCCGCUACCAACUGUAAGCACUACUAUGGUGUAGAGAAGGCCGAGAUUCCAGCCACGUACGCAGAGGCAAUGGACAGGGAAUUCAAGCGCUGGAUGAAGUGGUAUGGGAAAAAGCAUGGCGAGUAUACACUGGAGCGAGGAGACUUUCUGUCAGAAGACUGGAAGGAAAGGAUAGCAAACACAAGUGUUAUUUUUGUAAAUAACUUUGCCUUUGGUCCAGAGGUGGAUCACCAGCUGAAGGAACGCUUUGCCAACAUGAAGGAAGGUGGAAAAAUUGUAUCCUCAAAACCUUUUGCACCUCUCAAUUUUAGAAUCAACAGUCGAAACUUGAGCGAUAUUGGCACAAUAAUGCGUGUUGUUGAACUUUCUCCAUUGAGAGGCUCUGUGUCUUGGACAGGGAAGCCAGUUUCCUACUAUCUGCAUACAAUAGACCGUACCAUACUUGAAAACUAUUUUUCUAGUCUUAAAAAUCCUAAACUCAGGGAGGAGCAGGAAGCAGUGAAACGGCGUCAACAGAAGGAGAACAAGGACAGUAAAAGCAGCAGCACCACCCCAACCAAGCCAAAGGAGCACAAGGAGUCAUGUGGUGAAGAGGAAACCUCGGGAGUCCUGGUACCAAUCAAGUCGUCACCUAAACCACGUCGUGCCAAGCUGCUUGCCAAGGGCCGCAAGCUGGGCAACAGGAAACGCGGGCGGCCCAAGAAGUCCAUCAUGGCAGCAGCCACUGAACGCAAGACCAAGAAGAGUCAGAGCGCCUUAGACCUUCUUCAUGCCAAGACCGUCUCAGCAGCGCCCCCUCAGGAUGCAUACAAAUCGCCUCAAAGCCCCUACUACCAGCUACCUCCUAAAGUUCAACAUUACACACCUGGCCAGCUGCUGCUCAGCAACAUGCCUGUGGGCCUGCAGACUUUGCUGGAUAAUUUCAAAGUCCAGUACAUGCAGUUCUUGACCCAUAUGAAGACACCACAGUACCACACAAACCUGCAGCAGGUUCUGGAGAAAGAGAGGCUCAGACACACUGAACUGUCCGCUCAAGCCCAGUGUCUGAUGAACGCCUGUCACACUCACAAGGAGAGGAUCCGGGACCUUUUCCAGGCCAAACUAGAAGAGCUGGGAGUAAAGGCAGUGACCGUAGAGGACCUGGUGCAGGCUCAGAAAGAGAUCAUGGCCCAUAAUAUGCAGCUGAAAGAACAAACCAAGCAGUUGGAAAGAGACAUGGCUGAGCUUAAAGACCAGAGCCGGCUACUGCUAAAGGCUCGCUGCGAGGAGCUGAAACUGGACUGGGGGUCGUUGUGUCUUGAGACACUAUUAAAGGAAAAGGCUGCUCUGCGUAGACAGAUCUCUGAGAAACAGCGCCACUGUCUAGAACUUCAGAUUAGUAUUGUGGAGUUGGAGAAAAGCCAAAGACAGCAGGAGCUACUACAGCUCAAGUCCUCCUAUAGCCCAUGCAAAGACUCGCCAUACCGCAAGAGCAUUCCUAGUCUAGAGCCCCGUCCCCCAACAGACACCAACACCCCCAAACUGGCCGAAAUGAACGGCCUUAGCCCCGAGUUGUCCAUCAACGGCACGGCAUCUCCUAGCUACGAGCGUGGAGGCGGCAUCAACUGCUUCAAUGGCAAGAACGAUCUGCUCUCCCACUACCUGCCAAUCUCCCCCGAACAUGAGAUUGUGCCACCCACUCCAGAGCCUCGAAGUAGGCCUCUAGGACAGCCCCUGCCUGACUACACACGCUUUUCUCCAGCUAAGAUCGCACUGCGCAGGCACCUCAACCAGGACUCCACUAUAGGCCAGGCCAGGGCGCUCGGCACCAUCCACAGGGGCGACGUUGGCAUCGUGUCAUCUCCAACCUUAAAACAGGGCUGUGCCUCACCAAGCACAGCUGAAAAUCAACAACCAAAUGCACUCAAGAGUGUAGAGAGGGCGAAUAAGGAUAAGAUCCCAGCUGGAGCAGGUGACAACAUAACCAGUCUCCCAAUCAGCAUCCCUCUCAGUACUGUACACCCCAGCAAACUUCCUGUCAGCAUCCCACUGGCCAGCGUGGUGCUGCCCAGUCGUGCCGAGAGACUGAGGAAUACUCCCAGUCCUAUGUCUAGUAGGGAGCAGUCAGCAGGGCCAAGCAGCAACAGCAAGCAACCUCUGACACCUAACUCAGGAUUGGUGAACGGCUCCCACUCUGCUAUGUGUGAUCAAGACUGCAACUCCAUGUCUCCUAUACCCCAUAGCAACCCUAUGCUGGGUCUUCAGUCACGUGGGUCUGGCUCCAGCCCUCUGCUGAGCACAGGCGGAGUGCUGCAAUAUGCAGACAGACCCUCCCGUCUUCCUGACGAGGGCCACCAGCAUCAUGGCCUUGAAUCUGAUCCCGAGAUCCUAGACAGCGAGGCUCGCCGCCACAUGUUCUUCUCUUCCUCUUCGUCUUCGUCUUCAUCCUCCUCCUCUGCCGGAGGCUCAGGCCAACCUCACGGAUCAGCCAAGCAGGGAAAGCAUCACAGCAGUCAUCACCACCACCAUCGCUCACCAGGCUCUCACGGGUCGGAAGGGCGCAAGAGAGGACGCCGGAAACGCAGCUCCUCUAGCCUCGUUCCAGCAAGUAGUUCCCCUAAAAAACGAUCGUUCUCCGGGAUUAACUACUCCUCGGGUUCCCCACUUAACAUAAACACCAUGGUGAACAACAUUAAUCAGCCUCUGGAGAUCUCAGCCAUAUCCUCUCCAGAGCAGGCAGGCGGCAGUCCAUGUGAGACGGACCUGGACCAGCCACCAGUACUGAAGCGAGAACGCCCGCUGGAGAUUAAUGGCUCCAACCGUGACUUAUCCACCCCUAGCUCAGAGGACGAGGAGACUGGAUAUCCAGCAGACAGUAGCUCCUUACGAAUUGAAAGGAAAAUUGCAACAAUUUCUCGGGAGAGCAGAGACGGUGAGAGGGGUUCACAGGGCCGUAAAUCAGGGGCCAGUAGCGUGAACAGUGACGUCUCUUCUUCUUCCAGCAAGUGGAAGUCUACCUUCUCACCCAUCUCCGACCCCAAGCCUACUCCUCCAGACCUCCGGCAGAGCCACUCCCCUUUCUGUGGGGCGAUGUCUUGUGGCCCAGACUCCGACUCUGAGCAGAAACCGCAAAAGCGAGCAGAUCGAGAACGCAGUGAGCAUUACAGCAACUCUAAACCCUUUCUAGGUCUGGACAAAGCACGGGAAGCCUUUCCCAAGCAAAAGCCUCGCGAGUGGGAGGCUCUCAGUGGUCUGAGCCAGAACCUCUUCAUCUCUGCUGCAGCUGGUGGAGGUCUCCUGUGUGGAAAAGUGGGUAGAGCCACUGCAGUUUCUUCUGCGUCCUCUGUGGGACAGUAUUUUCCUCUGAGCGGCCCCUCCGUCUUACAGUCCAUAUUCGGCACGCAGACUCCUAACCCGGCCACCAGCGGACCUCCACGAUUGGUUAACGGUCACUCUGUUCUGGGCAGCUUUUCUAGUGCUGGACUGGCAGGAGGCGCUGCGGGAGGGAUUUUUCACCACAUGACGCCUUCAGUAUCCUCUCAACAGUCUGCGCCCCCCAGUUCGCAGCACAGCCACUCUUCCUCACAGCAGAGGAAUCUGGACUCCAAAGCCGGGGCCUUGUACCUGGCCCAAUAUGGCCGCACACAGACUGUCCUGCACGCUCCCUCCCCUCCUGUGCUUUCCCUGCCUCCCCCUCCUCCCCUUCUCAACACCUCCUCCUCCUCUGCUCCUCUCCAGCCUUCCCCUCCAUGCUCGGAGAGGAAGCAAUCGGUUUCCCUCCAAACCCUACAUCUGCUCCCCUCCUCCUCUUCAUCCCCCUCUUCUGCUCCUGUCACUUGCAUCACAACCACUCCUGCUGCCUCCUCAUUGUCGCGGCCCUUUACACUUCAGUACCAGCCUUCUGCAAGCAGCGGCGGAGGCAGCAGCAGUGGCUUGGUGAGCUCCUGGAGGACUCUGGGUAUGCAGGUGCCCUACAAUGCUCGGCCCAGGUAGCAGUGCCAUGAGCAGAAACGGGGUGGGCGGGAGGUCUGAAUUUGGGGGUAAUUUAUAAUUAGGAGCUGCUGUAUGGUACCUGCCAAGCUUGUGCCUCAGUCUGAACAAGGUAACUGAAGCAAUCUACCUCAACCCACUGCAACCUAUGCAAUGGACAGGUGUAGACCAACGGGCUCUUCCUCACUGGUGCUCCCAAGUUAGUUUAAGCCACCCGGAGGAUACCAAUGCAUCUAAAUACACAUGCAGAAACACACGCACGCACACACACAGGUCAGGACCACUCAUAAGCAUCUGGUUAAAGUUGUAAAAAAAGAGGCACCGACAAAAGUGAAUAUGUCAUCAAUUAUUGUGUAUUUAAAUAGUGGAUGGGUUUUUUGUGCAAAAUCUGGGAUCUGCAAAAUUUGUCUUUUUUUUUUUUUUUAAUAUUCAGAUAAAAACAAGGCAUCAGCAGAGCGAUAAAUUCCUGAACAUUUUGCUCCAUGCUGAAGCCCAGCACUGUGUUAGCCUUUAACAAUUCCUGGAAUACUAUGGAAUCUCUUUUUAGAGGUAAAUGUGGGAAUUUUGACUUGAACAUGUGAUUCAAAAAAAAAAAAUAUGGCAUCAUGAAUCGUUUCGAUUUAAAUUAUUUUAAACGGCAGCAUUUGUUCAGUACAUACACACAUAUUCCUUUACACUUACACUGGAUAGAAGCCUAUUCACUACAACCAACCGGCUCCAUCAUCGAGUCAGCUUGAUUACUGUUUUUGGAUUACGUGCAUUUGAUUUUUUUUUUUUACUUUUUUUUAAAAAAAAUACGAAAGUUCUCGACUCGUUAACACACACAGCGGCUGAAGCACAAAUUAUUAAAUGUAUUUACCAAGUACCUGUGUGUGCAAACAUCAAAUCUUAUAAAAAGAAACAUAUUAAUGUACUAUAUAUAUACUAUAUCUUCUUUUUUAAAAAAAUUAUUUCUCUUAACGAUGCCUACACGUAAAGGUCGGAGUUUGGCAUUCGACAUGAAAUAAUCGAUUCAGGUGAUCUUUUUUUUUAUUUUAUUUUUUUUCUGAGACAAAUUAUGAUCCAUGGUGCUGAAAACAAUUUUGCUCAGAAAGGUGCUAGAUAUCUGCUUUUGGAAAAUGUACACCAUUAAUGUUGUGGUGCUCUCUGCAAGUAGGAAAACCACACAGACGAUUUAAAAUGGGGGAAAAAAAAAAAAUUAUGAAAAAAAUCUUCUAACACUGGUAAAAAAAAUGUAAUAUGGCAAAAAAAAAACAUCUACUGUGCAACUGCCGGGAUUUUUAUUUUAUUUAAUUGUUUAUUUUUUUCUUUUCUUUUUCUCUUUUUAAAAACAUUUGAAAGAUGUUUUUGUACUGUGAAUUGGAAGUAACUGUCAAUGUGUAAUUGUAUAUAAUUUGCAAAUAUUUAUCAUUUCCGUUGUGAUGGUUUUUGUUGAUUUUCAUGUUAACGUACCGAGUAAAUGGGUGCAACUUUUUUGUGUGACGUAAAAGAAAACAACAUGGUGCUACAAUCUAACUCUGGACUGUGCCUAUUUAUAUUAAGAACAUCAGAUAAGAGACACAUUCUGGGUGCUAAUGUUGACAGGGACCUCGCAUUAUGUAGCGCCAAGUGGAAAGCAAUCAGACGCUGUAUUGAUCCGAGGCGUUUUUAAACUCGAUUCUUACUUGAUCGUUUUCUAGUCUUUUAAAGUGGGGACUCGUCUCCGCUGGUGCACAGCACGUUUGCAGCCGAAGCCUUCCGUCCGCCGUUCUUCGAGCGCUUAGAGCUUUUCCACAGGGUGAAAAUCUGUGACAUCUGUACUGUCAGAGUGGGCGAUAUGACAAAAAUACAUCAAAAGUGUGCGACACAAUAUACUUCCGGUGCAUAUUCCUUCACUGACACUUUAAUAGGAACACUUUAACUAAUCAGCCACUCGUAUAAUAGCCCGCGUAGAAGCACAGGUUUUUUGUUGUUCACGUCCAAUCUCUGUGACUUUAACUGUUGAAUGAAUGGACUGGUUUGAGUUUUUCUGUCUGGGAUUUUCUUACAGUAUCUAGAGUUUAUCCUGGAUGGUGCGAAAAACACCUUGUUGAUAUGAGACAGCAGAGGGAAAUGACUGCCUGGAAGGAUCGAGUAACUCGUAUAAUCAUUAUCGUUAUAUAAUAAUAAUUUGUACAGCCGUGCUGAGCAGAAAAGCACCUCAACAUGCACAGAACAUCAAACCAUGAGGUGGAUUAGCUACAACAGCAGGUUCCUCUCCUGAUCCAAAGAUCUGAGGCUCUCAUGGGAAUCAUCUCGCACAAACCAGAGAGUAGAAGACAGGAAAAAGUCUCCAUGAUGCUCCAUGAUACACUCGGCUGGCAGGAGCCUGAUGUUUGUGGUCUGUGCAAGCUUCCUUGUGAUCUACAUCUUGAGAUGCUUUUCUGCUCACAGUGGCUGUAAAGAGUGAUUUAUAUCUUCCAAUCUCUCAUCAGCAAGAUGUUUCAGACACCUGCAGACCUUCCACAAACUGGAUCAUUCUGUAUAAAGACCGUCAUGUUGUAAAAAUCCCAGGAAUCAGGCGGCUAAAGUCACAGAGAUGAGACUUUUCCUCCGUCCUUAUGUCGGAUGUGAACGUUAACCAAAGCUCUUGAGCUGUCUGAAUGUCCCGUCCCGUCCCCCCCCUUCCUUUCUUUCUCAUUGUGCUGCUGCCACACAAUUGGCUGAUUAGACAAAAUGUUCCUAAUAAAAUGGCCGGUGAGUGUUUGUCUCUCUCCAUCCUGAGGGGGGGGAAUAAAGUGUCUUUUCAUUUUGAUAUUACAUCUUAUCUCCCAGCCCUUGGAGUGUCUGCUGACUGUUCUCUCUCUCUCAGCAGUCCAGGUUGUGUGCCUGUUGUUUGGAGUGAGAAAGAAUUCAGACAUUUUAGUUCUAAGCAUGUUUUUAGGUGCUGGAGAAACCAGAAACGAAAACCAGUCCGGCUCUCGUGUAAACAUUCUCCUCUUGACGGCGGCGUGUUCCAAACUAAGUGUUCUCUGUGAAGCGACGUUUAUGUACAACAGCCCGAGAAUCCAGUAGAACGUAACCAGCACUGUCGACAUAUAUAUCUAUAUAUACGAUGUAGUGUGUUAAAGUUAGCUGUGUACCAGUUUGUUUUAUUAUGUUAUAUUAUAGAAUUUAGACCAGUAACUAAUGGUGCUCUUCUACACGUUUUUUUUUUUGUUUGUUUUGUUUUGUUUUAACCGAUAAAGUGCAGCUCUACGUUUUAAGUACAGACGAGACGAAUAACACAAGGUUUUGCUCUUCGUGCUUUUCUGUGAUCUUUGUUUUCUCAGCUUCAAGGGUGAAACUGCUCUAAAGCCUCAUGUGUGAAAGUACUUGUGUAAAUCUUAACACCACAGUAGAGUAGAGCGGUGUGUGUGUGUGUAUUUCCUCAGGUACAGGAUUAGAUAAGAAUUUGUACAUUUCAAGACAACUUCUCUUGGCACCUGUUUGUAAUUUGGGUGUAAACAGAAAAGAUGUGUAGUCUCAGGAAGACGCCUUACUGCUUUGACUUCACAGCUUCGUCUCAAAGGGAAAAAAUUCCAAUAAACUCAAACCCUUUUUGUUUGUUUGUUUUUUUCUUGUGUUCUUUCUAGAUCAUGAGGUUUCCUCUUACCCUUUUCUAACGUCUGUGCCGCUUUCUGCAGCCACACUCUUACCUGUAUUUUUUAUUCACCGUAAGUUAUAAAGAUGAACGUAGUUCUAUGUGUAAAAAAAAAAAAAGAAAGAAAGUAACUUUAUUGCAUCGCUGUCAUAUGGAAUGACCAAACGUCCACUCUUCACAUAGAACAGUAUAGGAUAAUGGUGCAAUAAGUCUUCACCAAUGUUCUAAUUGCUGUUGUUGGUGCUGGUUUUAUUGCUUCAUGAAGUGUUUUUAAUUAUAAUAAUAAUAAUAAUAAAAGAAACAUGGUUUGCCCUUGA
Messenger RNA from Tachysurus vachellii, 8638 nucleotides. It is a transcript of the gene dot1l, whose product is annotated as DOT1-like histone H3K79 methyltransferase. Gene Ontology annotation, biological process: DNA damage checkpoint signaling; DNA repair; regulation of transcription regulatory region DNA binding. The transcript is spliced from 29 exons. Lineage: Eukaryota; Metazoa; Chordata; Actinopteri; Siluriformes; Bagridae. The record is from RefSeq and is a predicted model, not a curated record. The coding region runs from base 230 to 4723 and encodes 1497 amino acids. Gene Ontology annotation, cellular component: nucleus. Gene Ontology annotation, molecular function: histone H3K79 methyltransferase activity.